AUGAUAACUCUUUACGAGCUUAAAAGCCAGAGUUUUUGUAGAUGUUUCAUCAGAACUCCCUUCUACAUAAAGAAUUUCGUACUAUUGACAAUACUUGGAUUAAUAAUGACCAUUAUAUACUUCUUGCAUUUUAGGAAAGAUGGAGGCAAUUUCCUAAGCAUCACCAAGAUACUCAAAGGUCUCAAUUCAAACACGUUCAAUUAUCUAGAGUAGAAUAGUAAAAGUUUGAGAUUAACUAAGCUUUUAAGCAACUACUAGGCCCAGAUUAGCUCAAAUCAAUUCUUUGAUGAGUGUGUAAGGAUCAGUAAGCCUUGUAAAUUUGAAGGACUUGCAAAGACCUGGCCUAGUUUCUACAAACUUUAAUACAACUAGAAGUUGGGAUAUGAUUAUUUAAAGGAAAAAUUGAAUGAUAUGCAGGUAGAAGUGUUUUUAGACAUGGAGUAUGAUCAAGACUAAAGCAUGAGUCUCUCUUCAGGAGACAGCUUUAGGUAAAGUACUAAGACAAAGAUGAAGUACAGCGAUUUCUUGAAGAAAAUGAAUGAUUAGAGUGUCUCAGUUUCUUUAAAAGACGGGCAUUAGGGAAUAUACAAUAGUCUGAUUGAAGAGAUUGCAUUGCCCACAUUCAUUAUAGAGUUCAAUGAUAUUGAUAGUAUAGAGCUGAUUUAGGGAAAGGUUUUGGUGAAUCCUGCUCAAUAUGAUAGAAAAGAGCAAUUCUUAUGCUCAAUUGAUGGUGUUGUGCAAAUUAAACUUAUCCCUCAUGUAUACAAGCAAGAAGUUUACGCUGGAAAGCCUAAAAUUAUUGUAGAUUAAGAUGCCUCCCCAGAUUAAGAGCCAGCCAGAAUUAAUCUAGAACCUAACUAAUCACCAAUUGAUUUCUUCUAGCCAGACAAGGAAAACUAUCCUUUAUACGGAGAUAUUGAAACUAAAUAUACAGUGCUACUUCAUGAGGGUGAUUGCCUCUAUAUUCCAGCUUUCUAUUUUAACUAAUAUGUUGCUAAAUCACAAGGGGAAAGCAGUGCUUUAUCAGUGUCUUUAAAAUACAAAUCUAACUCUGAAUUACUAGGAGGCUUUUACAGUGCAAUAGAAAAGAACAUACUUCACUGA
Messenger RNA from Stylonychia lemnae, 1104 nucleotides. The record is from the annotation of a GenBank genome assembly. Lineage: Eukaryota; Ciliophora; Spirotrichea; Sporadotrichida; Oxytrichidae.